UGCAGCACUUGCGCACUGCUUUUACGCUCCGCUCACCUCUCCGCGUAGUAAAGCAUCUCCACGCCGCCGCUCCGUCACCAGCAGCCGGACAGCCGGUGUUCUGCUGCAGUGGCCAAGUUCAGGUGAGCCUCGUCUCCGCCACAACAAGUCCCCUCUCCGGUACCGACCGGGAUGGUUGCUCCCUCCUGUUAAAAGGGAUGUUAUAAAUGGGCCGCGCAGGAUGUGAAGCCUCGCCAGAAGAAGCAGGAGGAUGGUUAAACCAGGCUUGUCUGCGGCGGUGCUGCUGCUCCUGCUGGGCUUCCUCUCCGUGUCCUCCGUUAAUGCCGACACGCUGCUGUCAGCUCCGCUCAAUGUGACCAUCAGAGAGAUUGAAGUCAACUCUGCCGUGGUCACGUGGGAAAUCCUGGAAGGAGACCCGGUCAUUGGAUUCGCCAUCACCCAACAGAAGAAGGAUGUACGCAUGCUGAGGUUCAUCCAGGAGGUGAACACCACCACGCGCUCAUGUGCAUUGUGGGAUCUGGAUGAGGACACAGAGUACAUUGUUCACGUUCAGAGUAUCAGUAUGGGAGGCAGCAGCCCCCCCAGUGAGCCGAUCCUCUUCAGAACGCCCAAAGAGUCGGAGAAGCUGGCAUCCAAGAGUCCAGACGAGGUGACGAUGGAGGAGGUUGGUCAGGCUGCCCAGCUGAGGGCUGGAGAACUCAUCAUCAUUGUAGUGGUGCUCAUCAUGUGGGCAGGGGUGAUCGCCCUGUUUUGUCGUCAGUAUGACAUCAUCAAAGACAACGAGCCCAACAACAACAAGGACAAAGCCAAGAACUCCUCAGAGUGCAGUACUCCUGAGCACCCACAGGGGGGGCUACUGCGCAGCAAUGUCUAAGACCAGCCCUGAAUUGCCUUCUGCAAUAACCAACUCCUCCAACCUCAGGACAGACCCUGAGGCCAACAGAAAGCCAUUCUCAGAAAUCAUCGUACUGAAGAACAGAUUAACCAUUACAGAAACUCUCCUUGACACAAUGAAGAACUUUUAAAAACAAUGGACACAAAUAUGAACUUGCAGAAUCAAAGUCUGCAAACAGUCAAACAGGAAACAUUCACCUUUGUUGUGACCAAAACUGGACUGUAGCAUAUUUUUUGUGGACUGCCGAUAACGACACAAGACAUAAAAUGGCUGUCGGUGAAAGCACUGGAGGGGACAUAAUUUAUUCUUGACAAGAACUGCUUGAUUCAUUCGUUCUGGUUACUUUUCAUCAGUGGCAUGGAAUCCCAGGAGUGGAUCAUCAAACAUGAAUGUCUGUUGUCGUUCUUUUUUCUAGGUUUGUACCACUGGUCAGACAUGGCAGUAAUGUAGGUGGGCUCUCAAGAACAGCUGGUCUCAAGGUCCAGUUAUCAGUCAGUGCACAACAAAACAAGCUGAGCUCUGUUUUAAAACCAAGGACUUUCUCUUUUUCUAUCUCCCCAUCUGUCAUUCCUUCAUUCCUGACUUUAUUAUAGUCCUUUGAGUAGCAGCUUAUCUCUCUCCCUGUCUUUCCGUGUCGGUGUCUCUCUAAUAAGCACAUUGCCAUUUGGUGCUCCUCCUAUUGUGAUUGUUUGAACCCUCACAAUCUCAAUCCUGAUUACGGUGUCAUUUUAUUAUUGGGUCAGAAAUAUUGCACAUUGAGUCUUGUCUCCUGCCAUUGACUCUCUCUCUCUUUGUCUCCCUUUCUGUCAUCAGUUAAAUGAUGCACCUGUUUUUCUCUCUCCUCUCUGAACUGGAACCUGAGUGCCCUUGUCAGUUCGGGGAUAAAAUCUGACACGGUUUUUACAGCACCCCAUAUUUUCCGUAUAUGAGUUGGAUGACGCUGUCUGAGUACAACCAUGAUUCAGACAAAGUUCAAGGAUUGACCAGGCAAUCUCUCAUCAAAGCAGUGUCUCACUCCACACAAAAAAGUAAAGCAACUUCCAAGUCUGAAAUCCAGAAGUUCACUUCUACAUCAAACUUUUAAAAGACCGGGAUGUCUGGAAAAUGACUCAUUUAAGUUCAUAUUGAGGUUUAUUGUUCGUCACUGCAUAUUCAGCACCAUAUGCUGUCUGCGGUCUGCAGCAGGAUGUGCAGGGAAUAGGGAUGGAGAUAUGCAGGGCAUUAUUCCUAAUGAAAUGUAUACAGUGGGUAAAGUUUGGCAGGGUUUCCACUCUGGUUUGGCUUAAGACCAGCACGGAUGCAAAGCUGCAGAAACAAACAGAUUAUGCACUCAGCUGUGUGGCUAAACUUAGUUGUGUGGCUGUUUUGAAACGUAAACCAUUGCAAACCAUUUUUUCUCAAACCCCAUUUGCAACUAUCUGACUACUAAGUGAACAGACAGUAAUGGGAUACAGCAAAAAUCCAUAAAACCCAGGUUUAAAUGCAUAAAAGACUGCAAAUUUGAUCACCCAAACCGCCAGGAACUUUCACGGACUGCUAGUUCUAUGAAAUGUUACAUGAACAUGUAUCAUAUGUUCAAAAAGAACCCGUCAUAAACAUAAUCCAAAUACAGUGUGUGGUAAAGUAUAAAAAUUGAAAUCUUAAAAAUAUGGUGUCUUCCUACAUUCAACACAGUCUGGCAGUCCUUCAGUCCAUCAGUGCAAAUACCUAGCGAAGGUCUAAUAAUGAAAAAUAGUAUUAUUUUAGGUGGACCAUCCAAUUAAAGGGUUAACUCUAAUGCUUCAGGCAGAUCCAGAGAUAUGUGAUGCUUGUCAAGAUGCCAGUGUAGGGGUCAGUCAUUUGGAGGGCCUCAGAGCAAGAUUUGAUUUUGAUAAUCAUUUCAGUGCUGUAAAAAAAGUCUAAAGCUUUGCUGGUGAGAGCUUCAGAAGUGUAAGGAUGUGCCUGCUUCUUUGUUUCAUAUCACACCUUUAGUACAUUUUUUACGUAAGCAAUUUGAAUACAUCACUUUGCAUUCUGAUAACUGUGACACUUCAAUUAAAUUUGACAUUUAAUAGACAAAAUGACUAAUUGAUUAAAAGCUGGUGAUGUUCUAUAUUUUUCUGUCAAAAAAUCCCAUGAAAAGACCAAAACAACUUUGGGUACAUAAACCUGUGUAGUGUACCCAAAUCCUGAGAAUAUCUUAUUUCUCUGUGCCAUAGAGCUCCAUUGUUGUCCAAAAGCUAUUAAAAACACAUCAGUGAGUCACACUAUUGACAUGAUCCUUCACUACAAUUCUACAUAAACUGUCCUGCUGCUGUAUAUACUCAUUAAAGCAAUGUGUACUAAUCCACAGUUGUAAAUAGUCCCCGACAAAGGCACUAUUUACUCCUGCUGGAGUCACGCUUGCUAAAAACUACAGUGCCCGGGAAAUUAAACUGUACAUUUGUGAGCUGUUUUUAAAGAUUACUUACUACUAGGAGAUGAAUGGGCUUAGGGCUGAGUGCAACAGACAGGCACGGGAAGUUGGAAAGUAUUGAGAGAUGGAUAACAACCUAGUCCUUUAAAGCAGAAACAUAUAUAUAUAGAUUAAUCAAUGAGGAUAAUCACUGUUAUUUGCAACCCUAGUUCUUAAGCAGGCUUCAACAUUCUGUCAUUAAAGGAGAAAUCAUAGCAUAUCUCUCACUUUUUCAGUUACCUCUUCAUCACUAGUUUUAUGUGAAGAAGCAAAGGACUUCAUCAGAGUCAUACAGCUAAAGAUAAAGCUUCAUUAUCUUGUUUUGGGCUCCCUGUUCAAUUAUGAUGUGUUAUCCACAUAAUUGCAAAUAUAUUGGACCCCGGCCCCUGGAUACUGACGCUCACCAGUUGAGUUCAAUAAAAAAGUCAGACAGAAAAACGCUGCGAAGCUGAACUCAGCAGAGUUGCAGCCAUAUUAGCGAUAAUGAGUGAAUGUCUGAAUGCCUCGCUGGUUGAGAUGACUGCUAAUCAGCACCACAUACACACAUUCACACACACUGGAUUUAAAUACUGCCUUCCGUAUUUAAAUACUGCUCUGUGCUGAGAGAGACAGCCAUUACUUUCUCAUCUCAAUCAUCUGUUCUGUCAGCACACCGAACCCACACCCUGCCAUCCAUUUAUCUGCCUCUCUCUUUCCUCCUCUAUCUACAGCCACCCUCAUCCGCCUUCAUUCUCCUAUAUAUGAAUUUCCCCUCAUUUUCUAUCUCUCUGUCGUAAUGCUCUCUUCCUCAUAUAUCACUCCACCCAUCCUAGUUUCUCCUCUACAACAGUCUUGUCCUCACUUCUCUUCCCCCCCAGCUUCCCUCUCCCCUGUUUCUCAUUAUAUCCACUCUCAGAGUCCCGUUAGCCGCCUUCUCCCUCUCUGCAUCAGCUCUCCUCUCUCUCAUUCGUUCCUGGCCCACUGCCUAUCCCUCGCUCCUCUGCUCAUUUAUCACUUUUUCGUCUCAGACUGGCCUGGAUGGACACUUUACCUAGUAAACAAGUAAGGUGAAAUAGACUAGAGGGAGGAAGAGAAUGAAAGAAUCAGGGAAAGAGGAGAACUGAAAACACUCUUCUACUCUAAUAAUAAGCACAUAUUGUAUGUAAAGGUUGGAUUUUAAAAGUGCUUUUAGCAAAAGCAUGGGAACAAGAUUUGUAAGAUGUAACAAGGACACUUAAUUGUUCACUAAAGCUCUCCCCAGAACAGUGACUGCUUAUGUGGAUGGGGUUGAAGUGAGAGCAAUACUUGGCAUUUAAAGAGUUUCUUUUACCCUUUCCAAGAUCAAAAACACAAGAGCAAAAGUGUAAGGAAUGGAUUUAAAAGUGUGUUUGUCUGUUAGCACUUACUACAGUAGUACCUGAAUGUUACUUCCAAGCAUCAUUGACUAACAAGGUUAUAUUAUUUUUUGACAAGCCCCGUUCACAACUAGCAUCCAUUGCGUGGUAUGUCCUGGUUGGUAUCAGAGUUUAAGCUAACGUUAGCAGCUCUGUUUUGCUCUUUAUUGGGUUUGGGAAAGUUUACACUCCAGCAACUCCAGCUAUCAUUACCUGAGACAGUGUUACAUUUGCCUAACAAUUUGUUAGUCCUCAUCAUAAAAUCAUUUUCUACUGUUUGAAAAUAAGUAUGUAAACUAUGCAGCCAAAUUGGGUUAAAAUAGUAUGGGCUUACAUUUUUUCUUAUCAUACCAUAUAAUACUAGGAGCUGUAAUAUGACUUAAAUAAAUGACCUUUCAGCGUCAGUCUUUUAGCAAGAUAUCAUGUAAGCAGCCGUCAAGUGCAUAUUUAAGAGCUUUUAAAACAAGUCAACUUGAAACACAGUCAGAUGGCGACAGUGGUCAUGGAGCUACCAUUAGCCUAAUUAGCAAGCUAGCUAUGGCUGAUAAAUUCUAGCAACGCAAUAGGUUUCAUUUUAGCCACCAAAAUCAACAAUCACUGGCUUCCGUCUAUCUCCGAAAUUAAGGACCUAUUGUUACACAUCUUAAGAAUUUCAAUGGUAAAUCUGCUACUGUUUUGUAAACUGUGUAACUGCAGUUUGACAGGCGUAAAAGGAUUGCUGCUUAGUGAGGGGUCAAUUGGAAAUGAAAAUCUUACCUUCGCUGACCUCCAAUAGUUUAACUUCUCAUAUUGUUGCAAUGAUGUACUACAAGUGUAGUUCUAGGUGCAACAAAGCACAAGGAUGAAACAGGCAAUAAACUUUCAGCCACAGAGGACAGUGAAACACUGCUUUUCAGCCUGGUAUUAAGCUACUCAUUAAUGUAGCUUAAUGAAAAAGAAAAUUACAAAUUCAUUCACAUGCCAACCAUGGGUGUAAAACAUGAAUAAGUGACUCCUCAGUUGUGUUAUUAACUCAAGAUGGCUGCAGUGCGAAACCAUCUGACAUUGAGAAAGAAAGUACCUGCAUACAAACAAAGAGAAACUAAAAGAGCAGACGUGUAAUUAUUGAAGAUAGGAUACUUGAGGUGAUGACAGAAGUGGGGCAUCAUGACCGGCGUGUAGAACACAGCAGAAUUAAAGAACAAGUGUGUACGACAAAGUAGACGCUGGGGAUUUGAAUGUCAAGCUUUUUUUCAAGGGUAGUGUAGCUCAGUAGCGUCUGAGGGAGCCUGUUGGAAGCUGAAAUCAGAGUGGCUGUUGUUGCUCCAUCUGCACAGAUGGACCAGGUGAAAGAUUGCAAUCAGCAAAUUUUGAAGUAUUUUCAAACUGCACCUCCUCUUGUUUCCUGUUUGCCAUCAUGUCUUUAGUUUCCUUGUGUCAUGAACAGGACAUGGACCAGAUUCUCAAUGCAUGAAGACACUCUUGUGUACUCACUGAUGUAUAGACUUACAUAUACAUAUACUCCACUUUCCAUUCUUCAUCUCAAUUAUUUAUAGCAGUUACACAAAGUAGCCUGCUGCUGUUUUCUUACUCAAAUGUUGGCUCUUUGAAGGAACGGUCCUGCAUUUUUGGGAAUGCGCUUGUUUGCCGUCAAAUCCAAUCAGAUGUGAAUGAGGCUAGCAGUUUCCGUUUGCAUUCGUUUGUCUUUGUGCUAAGCUAGGAUAGCCUGGUACUGGACCUCUGAAUCACCGCCCACAACUCUGAUUUGUUCAGCAGUUCAAAUAAGUCUGGUGCUGUGCCAAAUGACAGUUGUUUCGACCAAUCAGAGUUUUGUAGGCAGAAUGGGGACAAAGCCUUUCUACAUGGCUAACUAGCUAUCUUUCUACAUCCAAAAAAAUGAGCAACAGCAAGAUGGAGACAAGUGUGAAUUGCGUAGCUGUACAAGUUGUUCUAAGUUGACUUGCAGAAAUAGCAACUCUUAAAUAAGCAUAUUUUUUCAAACCUAAUAAAUGACAUCAGGUUAACCACUCCUAGCAACUGCUACUACAACCUUCGUGUUGACUGAAGUGACAUCAGGCCGACGGAUACGUCACUAACAAAUUAACAGACUAGCAAAAUGUUCCCCCUAACUAACAAAAAGUAGAGGCUGACAUUUUUUCAGGAAUGCUGUGGGUCAUGGGAUUCCUGUGGGAUUCCCACGGGAUGGGAGUCAAAUUCACUAUUCAUCACAUGACUAGGGAAAAAAAGUCAAUGGAAGCAGGUGGGACAGGAAUCAUAUUAAUAAUAGGUCAGUUUUUAUAUUUAAAUAUGCAGUUCUAAUAUGAAUAAACGCUAUUUUCUUUAUUUUGAACAUAAUGCUAGUUGUUCUGUUUUCUUUUUUUAUUCUUUUUUAUUCUCUCCUGUCUGCUCUGGUGGCUGGUUGCUGUUUGGUUGCAGCUAGAGGCUUAUUAAACUUUUACAGGAAUGCUGUUGCUCACAGGAUUCCUGUGGGAUUCCCGUGGGAACUGGAUGGGAUGAGAGUCAUUCUUCCGGGAUUGGGAUGGGACAGGAAUUUUUUUUUACUCUGUAUUUUUGUGGGAAGGGACAGGAGUGAAAAUUCACUCCCAUGUCACCAUCUAGUUGGAAGGGGUAUAUUUUGUUAAGUCAUUAGCAAGGCUAAUCAGGCUAAGGCUAACAUUUUCCAGACCUUAUUUUUGUUUUGAAGGUGUUCUGAGAUGAUAUUGAUUGCUGAACCUUUUUUCAACUGACUCACUACGCUCACAGAAACUGGAAGUUGCAUCCUCACUUGCCUUCAGAAAUCAGAGUAACGCUGCUCUCACUCUCUUGUGAUUGAUCAAAGGAAACAAUCACUAUUGAUGUUGUAGCUCUAUCAUUUAGCCACACAAAUGAGAAAGUGAACUGUUCUAAAUUUCUCUUUUCUAAAUUGGGUAAACAUCAUCUGGAUCACUGAACAUUAAUCUGAUAUAGUAGGUGAUAAAAGUACGAAUGUGCUUUGUAACUGUAAUACUAUUGAACUUGAAGUGGUCAUUUUCCUAUAUCAGUCUCCGGUUUCAGUUUCCAGGCACACACACACACACACACACACACACUCACUCACGCACCAGAGUCCAUUCUCCGUCUGGCUGCCGUCCAAACUGACACAUUGGGGAAGCAGCAGAAGGCAGGUCUGGCCCAGACAGCUCUGUCUCUGUCUAUCUGAGGCUGCAGGAGGCGACUCAACAGCUGCUCAAGGUGAACAUCCAAUGAGGCAUGUGUGAAUAUGGAGCCUGGGCUGGAGACUCAGAUCAGGAGAGAGACGUGAAGACAGACAGAGAGAGAGAGCGAGGGGAAGAUGAGUCAGAGAUUUGGAGGGAAUAAAAUCGAGAGUGACAGACACAGAGGGAGAGAGAAGAUUAUUACACCCAGUGGGGUUUGCAGUGUCAAGUCCAGUCCAGUAUAAUGUGAUGUUUGAAUGUUAACGGGGGUGUCAGCUCGCUGUGGCACAGCCUAGGUCCCAAUUUGAACUUUAGGGUUCAUUGUCUGAGCAAAUAUGGAAGGAAUAUUGACAGAAAUGUAUUUGGAAACCAUAACAAAAACUUGAGUAUCACAAUGGCCAAAUAAUACCUGAUCAAUCAUCAAUCAUUGCUCCACUUUGUUCCGAUGCAGGUACUGGUAGCAAAUUGUAUUUACUGCAGGGAACUUCACCAUAAGAUAUAGGUUUUAAAUCAAUGGAUACACCUGGAUUUUGCCAAUAAGUGAUUGCUUGCUUUCAUAAUCUCUCCAAAGUAAGAUUACUGUUUGUAUGAAUGUUUUAAGCCCUCAGUAGUAAUAAAACUAUAAGAUUUAAGUAAUCUCAAUAUAGUAAAUAUUCCAUUAGAGCAGUUUGCCCCAUUACAACACCAUGAGCUUCUUAAUAACCCCGGCCUUAAACCAAACUCCUGCUUCCCUAAUAUUCAUGUGCCAAUGGAAGGCUACAACAUGGUUGAAGUUACCCCAUUCCCACUGGUUUGCCUUUAGGCUACUCUACAUGACUGGAUGAGUGAAUAUCGAGAACUUUGAAUAAUCACCCUAUGGCCCUACACAUAGUAAAGAAUGGGGCCGUUUACCUAUGACAUAUAUAUUUGUACUUUAUGUCGAAGCAAAUAACCAAGAAGCAUGGAUUUACAGCAGAAUAAUGGAGUCAGUGUUUUAUGUACAAUCAUGAUGUCUGUGUUGAAACAUUUUGAUGUUCAUGGGAUAAAACCUGUUCAUGAGGGCUAGCAUGACUCUGCUAUUGUUCACACCUAUGGUAUAUAUAUACUAUUUCUAUGAAAAUGUAAAUGUCUAAUUAUGUAUUAACACAGAAAAGAAAUAAAAUAUUUUCAAUGCACCGUU
Thunnus maccoyii (southern bluefin tuna) is the source of this 9034-nucleotide messenger RNA. RefSeq names its product fibronectin type III domain containing 5b (gene fndc5b). The record is from RefSeq and is a predicted model, not a curated record. The transcript has 6 exons. Gene Ontology annotation, molecular function: protein binding. The coding region runs from base 251 to 874 and encodes 207 amino acids. Lineage: Eukaryota; Metazoa; Chordata; Actinopteri; Scombriformes; Scombridae.